Molecule: messenger RNA, 3576 nt
Organism: Sodiomyces alkalinus F11
Lineage: Eukaryota; Fungi; Ascomycota; Sordariomycetes; Glomerellales; Plectosphaerellaceae
Exons: 22
Coding region: 1-3576 (1191 amino acids)
Biological process (GO): regulation of gene expression
Cellular component (GO): nucleus
Molecular function (GO): protein binding
Source: RefSeq, a predicted model, not a curated record
AUGUGUGCUGGCCAUGGGACUGACCCCCAGCUGUACACCUACGACCACCUUCGUCGUAAAACUGAUCAUCCCGCACUCUUUCCUUCGGCCCUUGCCACGAUCUCGAUCCCAUACACGUUGAAGAAGCACAGAUCCUAUGUCCCGCCGUUCCCCCUUCACGGUUGGGUCCCGGCAGCACUGCUCUCCGUUUUACCAGAGCAGUUGAACAUGGGAAAGUGGAAAUCGGACCAUUAUUCUGUCAUCCUGCCUUGCGUGUCACAGCUAAAAUCAGGUGCGAUUUUCAGCCCCUUGGACUGGGUUUUCGACGACAUUCCGAUCUCUCGAUGGAUGGGGUUUUCGAGACAAAAGGGCGAGACCAGCCACGCCAUGCGGUCAACGCGUAUUCGUAACGACGACGGCUUGAUAACGAACAUUGUGGUAUUGCGUGAGAAGCAGAGGAUAACCACAUCCUACCUUCGAAACUCGACAAUUCCAAGGGCGAACGAAGGAGCCGCAGUACAACAGGGAUCCUCAGCCUUGGCCUCGUUCCAGCAUCGGGAGACGAGCAUUCUGUUCCGCCGAACGUCUGGCUGGGGAAAUGAUGCUGGGAUGGGCGAAUGUAUGCAAAACAGUGACGACCGACCUGUCGCCAGGCAUCUAUCUGGCCGACUAUGUGUGACGAGGGAAGCGCCUUGUUGGUCCGCGGAACAACGGAUUACCAUUAUAUCGCGUAAUGAUGUAGCAAGUAGCAAGGGAAUAUCGUCACUCUUCAACAUUGUUGUUUCUGACAGCUCGUCAUUCAAUGAUACACGGUAUCCCGACUGCGCAAACUUGACUGCGCAAGCUUUCUAUUUCCAUCCCACUUGUACGUCAAGGCAGCAGCAGGAUAAGGGCACCCCGUAUGCGGGGAGGAGAGAGGAAAAGGCGACCGGCAUCGACUUUUUGCACCACGAUCGAGAAUGGCCAAUAUUUCACCCAUUCUGGGCAGUCGGGGAGGACAGAGGCGACGGUGUUUCCGUGUUCCUGGCUGCUGCCGAGUUGCAGCUUCUGGGCUAUGGCCCAGACCGGUCGGUCGCCGGGCUUGAGGUCUACCUACUUGCUACGUACAACGUACCCUCUCGCUUGUAUCGGUACCGCCAUUGCACCCUUGGGUUGCCGUCCUCUGGGUCUUGGGGUUUGGACGUUGCCGGACUAGACUCCAACACCCCCCCCAUUCUGUCUUGCUCCUCUGAUCAGCUGCAUACUUUGUAUUUGGAGUCGGCCAUGCCCUUUGUCGCUUUGCGCCGAACUGAACUGAACCGAACCGAACUGAACCUGAACUACCACCACGGGAGACACAGCUUUUUUUGGACCGGGGGGCGACCCCAUCCGACCGAAUCGAAUCCCCGGGUAGUACAUCAACUGGCUGUUGCCCUCAACGACUUGAAAUCGACCUACGUUCGGGCCAAUAAGCUCCCCUUGAUCGGCUCAGGUACCCCAUAUCAAGUUCCCAACUUGCGCGUCCCACACAACUGGGGCACUUGGCUGCUGAGUUCCCAAUGUCAUCGAGAUCCUACACCUGCAGCCUCGCCUCCCAACCUCGCCUCCCAACCGAAUCCGACACUACACUAUAUACCCAAGUCACGACGAGACUCCCGCGUCCCGACCGGUCCGAAAUACAAACAACCGCCAAACCUCAUGACGACCGACCUAGACGGGCAUUCUCUUGGGUUGUUUCAAAUAUUCGAGCGUGUUCGAUCCCGAAAUAGUAGCAGCAAAGUGAUCUCAACGAGCGAGCCUUCUCGCCCUACGGCGUAUAGAACAGACCAGAUCGACGAGCCGCCUCGGAGCCAGUCCGUGCGACAAAUCUCGACUCUUGGUGGAUCGUCUGGGACCGUACGCAGCAUCGUUGUCGUCCGUGGGAAACCCCGUCCGACCGCCUGCAUGACACCAAGCUUGGAAUCACUCUUCGCGGAGCUGGGUAUCUCCCAGUACCUGGCCUCUUUCGUCGAACAAGGCUUCGACACCUGGGAGACCAUUCUGGACAUUACUGAAUCGGAUCUCGAUGUUCUAGGCGUGAAACUCGGACAUCGAAGGAAACUCCAGAGGCGUAUUGCCAAUUCGAGAGGACUUGCACCGGGAGCUGCCCUGCUAUCGGCGAAAAUAUCCGGGUCAGAUGCCGUGAGAUCAGAGAACUGGAGACAAGAGAGUCCGGACGAGAAUGCCCCCGAACGUCCACCGUCGGCCUACGUGCUCUUCUCCAAUAAAAUGCGCGAUGACCUGAAAGGCCGUAAUUUGACCUUCACGGAAAUUGCCAAGCUGGUGGGCGAGCACUGGCAGAGCCUAUCCCCGGCCGAGAAAGAGCCGUAUGAGACGAAGGCCAUGAACGCGAAGGAUAAAUACAACAAAGCCUUGGCCGAGUACAAGAAGACACCCGAGUAUAGGAAAUACGCGCAGUACCUACUUGAGUUCAAACAAAGGCAAGCAAGCCAAAACCAAGCUAAGGAUGCGUCAAAACGUCUGAGGCUAGAGCCUGGCGCAAGGUUGCACCAUGGUGGUAGCGUCGGUGGAACGCCGACGCCCUCGUCCACCCCGACGCCGACGCCGACGCCCAAGAGCGCAAACGGCACAGGUAGUGGGAGCGAUGGCUAUGCCGGCAUCGGCAUCGAUACGCCUCUCGCUCGGAAGCAUCGGGUGCGAUCAUCCAUGCCACACGCGUCUCACCAGGAAACCAUCGAGGACAUGGUGCCCUCGCCCGCGAGCACGCACUUCGAUCUAGAGCCGUCGCCCCUGGCGCAUGGCAGCUCUGGCAGCGCACACAGCCAUAGUCGACGGCCUACAUGGUCCAACAGCCCGGCGAAUACCGAAAACAACACGCAACUUCACCUGCCCUCGUUUUCGGAUAUGUUUAAUCAUGACAGGCAGGUGAUGUCUGGCGUGGGCAUGGGCAUGGGCAUGGCUUCCGAGAACAGUGGGUUUGUCGGGUUUGGGCAAGGUCAACAGCACGCAUCGCCACACCUGCCACAACUGGCGCCGCCGCAGCAGAUGCCACAUCAGAUGCCGCAGCAGGCAAACGUCGGUCGCCCCCUCGUGAAGCACGAAUCGCCUUCGACUGGCAGCAUGGGCUCGUCCAGCUGCUCCAUGUUCUCGUAUCAGCGAACUCCAAGCGAAGCGUCUCUGCCGAUCCACGCAUUGUUGUCGAGCAGGAGUGGGUCGGACUCGGGAUAUGAAGGGCAGCCUGGCUCCUAUGUCGGACAGCAGCAGGAGAUUCAGGGUAACCAGUAUCCAUUCCCGCAUUUCGGACAGGCCGCGCACGCCAUUCCGCCCCCUGGUGCUCCUGGGAUCAUGAAUGGCAGCCAUGACAGCAGACCGGGCAGGCAAGCGGGCGGAGCUGUGGCUCAUCGGCCGCCACUGGCGGGGCUGCAGCACAUGUCGUCGAGUUCGUCGGGAGUGACGGAGGCGUCGCCCGGGUCACAUUCAUCGUCACAAACUUCGCUAAGUGUCUACGACAACGGUGGCGUUAGCAACAACGACAUGAAUACAAAGGGGAAAGAGGAAUUCGAUGGGAUGAACGCUCUUUUGAGGGCUGGUGAAAUUGUCGGUCGACGCGAGGAGUAA